AUGGCGGCGGUGGGGCACCGGGGCGGCGAUGGCGCGCAAGGCGCUGCAGCGACGCGAGACGAGGGCCACCCAGUGUACGGCCAGAGCCACAAGCGUCUCUUGCCGCCUUCUGCCAAUUGGUACUGCUCAAAGAUCUGCGACUGGAGCGACAGCGACGUCUUUGGGUUGUUGUUUGCCUUUGGAGCAAAGAACAGUCUCUUUCUUUACCGCGUCGAGAGCAGGCCAUACCCAACAGAUCGACGCCCAGAUGCAAGCUUAGGCUUAACGGUCUCGUUUUUCGCGCAGGUAGUGCGUGGGAAACGCGACCGUCGGGUGACGUCGGUGCAGUUCCUCAUGAACGCGACGGGGGAGCUACGUCUGGUGUGCGGCGGCGAAGAAGGCAGCGUACAGAUCUGGGACGUGGCGUCGCUCACGAUGAUUGAGCAGCAUCAGAAGCACAAGGCGGAAGUGAUGGCGGUCGCCGCGUCUGCCACGUUGGAUGCAAACGUUGUCGUGGCAGGAGAUCGACGGGGACAGAUUAGCGUGUGGGAACGAGAGUUAGGAAGAGUGUCGAUGUUCAUGCCAAUCUCAGGUGAUGCAGUCCACUCAAUGGCUAUGUCACCGCACGACAAAUCAUUGGUUGCGGUGGGAUAUCGCAGUGGGAGGCUGUGCCUUGUGGACGUGGUUAAACGUAUCGUGUGUCACCACCUAUCUGGUCACGACCAGGAAGUUCAAUGUGUCGCGUGGAAGUCGACGGCUGGAAGCCGUCACGGUAUCGAACAAGAGGAGGAGGAUGCGGGCGGUGUGCAUAGUUCGUCCGAACGAGAAGUGUGGCUUGCAUCUUCGUCUCGGGAUAAAACGAUCAAGGUGUGGAAAGUCUCUUCGAGCGGUGCGGAAGAACCAGCAUGUGAGCAGGUGCUUCGGCUUCCAACGGGAAAACAGGGCAUGUCAUUUACCCAGACCAAGCAACUUUGGUUGCCAAUAGCCUGGAGUUUGAGCUGUCCAGAGAAAUCAGCUGUCAAGCAUAAGCUGUGGUCAGGCUCAUUCGACGGCAGUCUGUUUUGUUGGGAAUGGAAUGCGUUUGACACAAAUACGCAGAGACGAACGGGAAACAGUCGCUGUGCGCCGUGCAAACCUGUUGUAGUCAAAGGCGGUCAUAGCCGAAUGCUUUUCAGCAUUGCAAUGGUGGCUCCUCGGGAGACCGCAUCGGGAGAAAACAGAACUACAUUUAUGGCCACUGUUUCGCUCGAUCGCGAAUUGCGACUAUGGAAGGAAAACGUAUGCUUGGGAUCUACGACAGCAGCAACCUGCAUCGAGAAGAUGACCGGAUUGGGUGGACAUGCUUACAGUGUAUCGUAUAAUGCAGCAACCGGUCUUAUAGCUGCAGGUGUUGGGGAUCAGACCAUUCGGCUUUGGGAUAUUGGUACUGAGACCGCACCGUUAUCGGGUAGCUAUACGUGUGACCUGUUGUGGAAAGGGUUGCAGAGCAAAGUCACUUGCGUCCAAUGGCAUCCGUUCCAGCACUCCUUGUUAGCUUACGGAAUGGAUGACGGACGCAUUGGCAUCUAUGAUGUCCAAACGAAGACGUACAGCUACUUUCGUACUAAACACGAUAAGGAGGUGCAACAGCUCCAAUGGGUUGUUCAAAAGCCGAAAAACGGCGGUACUUGCAACGACGGAGAAAACGCUUUCCUCACAAGUAUCCGGCAAUUGAAAGCUGCGCAGGUCGCAGGUCAGAGUCUCGAAAAAGCAUUGACCGUUCAAGAAUCCCAGUCAAACAAAGUUCUCAAUGGGGAUGAUCUGAAGGUCAUGCUGUGGAGCUGCGAUGCACGCGGUGCUCUUUUGGAAUCAGACGCCGACGACGUUGGCCAAAAAUCUCACGAGAUUGCGCUGAGUAGUACUACAUUUGAUUGGGACGAGCAAUUUAGGCUGGUCGCUAUCGGUCAAGCUGAUGGUGUUGUGGAAGUUGUGGAUUGGAAUCAAAGUGCAAUUGGUAGCGGCGUUGCGCGACGUCGCUUUCACGAGCAUUUGGAGUCCGUGACGUGUCUAGCGUGGGGAAAAGGCAGUGACGGGGGCUUGUUAGCCUCUGGAGAUCAAGAGGGCAAACUAUUUAUCUAUAGCUGUCACAAAUCUUCUGUCUCGCGAGAAAACGCCGGAGCUAUUGUUAACUCAGACGAACUUAUGCACGAGGCCAGUCUUUUUGGAACUCUGACAGGCCACUCGAACAAAAUUAUCAGUAUAAGGUGGUGCGCCAACGAAGCUCAGUCGUCUCUAGCGUCCAGUUCGGCCGAUGGAACUGUACAGGUAUGGAAUCCCGUGUCCUUACAGAGGAGAGCAUGGUUCAACCACCACGUCGGCCGCGUCUUAUCCAUAGACUGGGUAUCACCUUACGCGCUUGUUACAGGCGGUGAGGACCAAACGUUGCGCGUGUGGGAUUAUCGAGACCAGCCACAAGAAGCAUUGUCCAAACUGAGAAAGCAUGGCAAGGUGAAACAGCCACGGGAAGUGGAAGCAUUGUUGUCUGCACCAUCUGCCGACGACGCGGUCGUGGAGACCCAUCAAGUCCGUACGGCCGACCGCAAACAGUCGCAUCAAUCAUGUUUUACAGACAAGUGCAACUCGCAGCGCGAGACGAACGUAGCGUCUAGGAAGACGACAAGUGGAGUUUUCCAUUCGGAAAAGAAACUCACUCCAACCGAAAUUGCUUCGGCCUGUUGCAGUAUAGCCGGUGUGAAACAGGCAGAUGCUAGCAGAGAUGUCAUGGACAGCGCGGAUGCAGAUAAGGCGGCAACCACUUUUCUCGCUCACACUAAUCGUGCGUCUCUUCGGAGUUUCUUCGAUUCGGAAACCAGCCGUUUUCGAGAAGAAGGAGAGUGGGAAAGUCUUGCCAACACCUUGCUUCUACAAGGCAAAGUCAUCGAAGCUUUACGAGUCGUAGCGAAGGCAAACGCUUUGACGCCGACGUGGCUUUCGUACGCCCCAGCAGCUGGUAUGGAUGUAUGGCGUGAGAUGGUGACUGUGUACGCCCACCAGCUCGGUGCUCAGGGCGAUCAUAAAGCAGCAGCGUUUCAUUUACUUAGCAUUGCAAAAGUCCGUUCGGCUGUCGCUUGUUUGGUCAGCGGUGAGGCUUACAAGGAAGCUCUGGCACUUAUUCGAUCGAAGUUGGGACCCGGUGAUCCCCUCCUUCACGACACAUUGUGGAAAUAUGCCGACUUCCUCAUCAAGCGCGGCCAUCGUGAAGAAGCAGCACUGGCACUUCUGAAUAUUGGAUCCACUAAGGCGAAGGCGAGGGCUGUACGGACGCUCGUGAACACAGGUGACAUGACCUGUAUUGGAGCUGCCCUGGAUGUGCUUCUAGCUGUGGUGGAAUGUCGAACGGAGUCUGGUGAACUGUGUGGAAGAGACCGUGAGAACGAAGCGGCGCAUCUUUCAUUUCCUGCAAGCCUUUUCAUCUCGAUCGCCGCUCAAGCUCUUGCGAAAGGGCGUUACGACAUUGCAGAAAAUGCGGGACAGUUACUUCAAUCUUCGCUAGUCGGAGACUCGUCAUCAGCUUCGCAUCGGCUAACAGCGUGUCUUCUUGGUAUUCCAGGAAUCGUGCAUCAGCAUCGACUAGUCUACUGCGUACUUGCCGAAGCUGAUGAGACAGCUGUGGAUCACCACCGAGUCGACAGUCUGCUCCAGUUUGAUGCGCCGCAAUGUGUUCGCGAUUUUUUCGAGCUCUUGACAAGGUCACGUGCAGAUAGCACAGAGGAUGACGAUCGCCUGUGCGAUCUAUUGAUGAACGAGUACGCUCCUCCAUCUCUCCAGAAAGGAACACAAACAAAGCAGUGGUUCGCAAAUCGUGCUGAUCGUUUCUGGCUGCAAAUAUUGAGUCUUUGUCGGAGAUGUGGGUACUGGUUCGAUGCCGAUGGAAUCAGUCGUGUUCAGGACGCACAAGAAGCUUUGGUCGAAGCGAGAUGCUUUAGGGAAGUUGAAACGGCUAUGGCAAAACAUGUGCGUGAAUUGGGAGAUGAUGGCGUUUGGUUGCUACCAGUCUGUCAGAAAGUGUUACGGUUUGUGAUUGACGUAAUGAGCACCAGUUUUAUCGGCGCUCUGGAGCAUAUGCGAGACACUUUUUUGCUCUUGACACAAGGCAAAACCUCGACGCCUACAAGCAACGCAAAAGCUAUAGCUUCAACUUUUCAUGGAGGUCAAGGUCACUUCACUGGCGCUGUACGCCUCGAUGUGAUGGCACUACUCUAUCCGCGCGGUCUUGCGUCACCAAAAGAUCUGCCACAGUGUGGUGAAAUUGUGGAAGAGCAACUUGAUGCGCUCACUUUAUUGAGCUCAGUGUUUUUGUCGCAAUGCAGACUGUUUUUGCAUGUGGCAUCAGCCGCGAAGGAUGUCACCGACAUCGGUAAACAUGAUGUGGAUUCGCUGAUUCGACUAUUACUGCACCAACUUCGUGUGUGGUUCUUACAUGACGAGGCUACGCCACCACUUGGUCGACAUUUGCUGGAUGCUGGGAAUCGGUUGCAGGUAGAAGCACUGCUCAAUGAUGAGCUUGUGGUAGUGUGUCGAUACACUAGCAGCCGAGAGGACGACGAGGGGAGCUGCGCUGAUGAACAGAAAGCUGAAGCUAAUCAAGGUGACGAUGGUCUGUCGAGAAAGCAGGCUUUGUUCGAUGACAUUGACGAUAUUCGAGGGUGUCUUAGGUCGAGCGGUGACGGUGACGAAAAAUGA
This is a messenger RNA of Hyaloperonospora brassicae, 4701 nucleotides long. The record is from the annotation of a GenBank genome assembly. NCBI's taxonomy places the organism in Eukaryota, Oomycota, Peronosporomycetes, Peronosporales, Peronosporaceae.